AUGGUCUACUCCGGCAAGUUAUCCAAGGCGUGCCAACCCUGUCGUGACAAGCGACGGAAGUGUGAUCUCCAAACACCACAAUGCUCACCGUGCCUACGGCUCCACAUCCCCUGUUAUGGGUACCGUGACACGCAGGAGUUGAACGUUCGCGACGAGACCACCCAUGUCGUGCAAAGGGCAAGAAACAACAGGCAGCAAAGGCGAAAGUCGAAGCCCCAAUCUGAAGUCCUCCACACGUCUAGUACAGACCGUUCGUUGAGGUUCAGCCCUCACUCGCUGGACGAAGACCAUGGAAAAGGAGGAGUAGGACGACAAAGACCACCGAGACAGCCCAUGGUACUCAGCCUUGCGGCACCAUCCGCGGAAAUCGCCCUCGGAUAUUUCCUUUCCGUCUUCGCGGAGACCAGUUCGUUCAGCUACUUGCCCGCGUAUUUGCCAGCCCUGAGAGAUGACGCGGAUAUCAUGGAAGCAGUCUACGCACCGUCCCUGGCCGCGUUAUCUCUUCACUAUGGUUCCCACAGAUUGAUGUGCGAGGCUCGCUCAUGCUACGCCAGGGCGCUGAGGCAAACGAACGAAGCUCUGAGCGAGCGUCGUACGGCCGUGCUCGACAAGACACUUCUCUGUGUCCUUCUUCUCACGACUUUCGAGGCGCUGACGUUCAGCGGCCGGAGUUCGCCACGCAACUGGGUUCUGCACGUCCGUGGUUCGACCAACAUUUUACUUUUGAGGGAAGCUGCCAAGGUUGACACUGAACUGGGCCGCCGCCUUACGUAUCAUGCCUCCAUCAAUACGAUUGCCGAAUGUGGCACAUACAACGUCCCGAUACCGAUGCCGUUCCGGCUCCUACAGGAAUCCUCUACCCCGGUCCGAAAGACGACAGAAUGUUCUGGUCUUGACGAUAUCCUGCGUCACCUGUUCAUCCUCAUGAUACGAUAUGUCACAAUCUUAUCUUCCAUGAAAGGAACGCUGGCCACGGAGUUUGUGACCAAGUGCUUGGAGCUUGAUGCCGACUUGGCGGCGCUAUUAGAAAUGCAACAGAAACAUAUGCCGUACCAGGUCAUCAAUGUCCCAAAUGAUGAUGAGGAACUGCGGAAAGCCACCAAAGGGGCGAAGGUCUGCGCCUAUCGAGACAUCAUACACACAUAUCAGUCUCAGCGGGAUGCGUUCCUAUUCAACAGCGUACGGUUGAUUCGCAUGGUAAUCAAUGAAAAGAUAUUCCUCGCCUCUGGCCCCAGUCCUCGUGGCGUCAUUCUGAAUGAACCACAGCCUGGAUCCUUCCUCUCCGAGAUCUGGAUGGAACUGCCACAAAAGGCCACUCAACAAGCGGCUGAGCUCAUCAAUGACAUACUUGCCAGUGUACCCUACUCCCUGGAGUUACUCCCGCCGGCGUUUCGAAUGAUGGCGCGAACACUCCUUUGGCCACUAUCUGUGACUGCUGUGACCGAAGUGUGCCCUCCGGAAGCGAAAAUGUACAUUAUCGACCGGCUAAAGAAGCUUGCUUGGUUCCAUGACCUUGCUCAGGCCAAGGAAGCGGCCACCAUGUUGGAGGAAGGUGCCAAACUGGAAGACUGGUAA
Exophiala spinifera is the source of this 1575-nucleotide messenger RNA. RefSeq lists its product as uncharacterized. Gene Ontology annotation, biological process: regulation of DNA-templated transcription. The record is from RefSeq and is a predicted model, not a curated record. Bases 1 to 1575 code for a protein of 524 amino acids. Gene Ontology annotation, molecular function: zinc ion binding; DNA-binding transcription factor activity, RNA polymerase II-specific. NCBI's taxonomy places the organism in Eukaryota, Fungi, Ascomycota, Eurotiomycetes, Chaetothyriales, Herpotrichiellaceae. The transcript has 2 exons.